Limulus polyphemus (Atlantic horseshoe crab) is the source of this 1990-nucleotide messenger RNA. RefSeq names its product ATP-dependent DNA helicase PIF1-like (gene Pif1). The record is from RefSeq and is a predicted model, not a curated record. Lineage: Eukaryota; Metazoa; Arthropoda; Merostomata; Xiphosura; Limulidae. Gene Ontology annotation, biological process: DNA repair; telomere maintenance. The transcript is spliced from 8 exons. The coding region runs from base 15 to 1868 and encodes 617 amino acids. Gene Ontology annotation, molecular function: ATP hydrolysis activity; DNA helicase activity.
GCAGGCCUUCAGCAAUGAAUACUGAGAAUCCAGAAUUGACUUGUACAGUUGUGUUUGAAGUCAUUGGGCAGACAGGAUCAACAGGAAAACGAGGUGUUUACCAAAAUGCUUUCCUUUCACUUUAUAGAAAUGAAUUCCGGGAUAUUCUGAUUAAGAUUGAGGUUGGAAAGUCAGUUUUCAAGUAUAUUAUGGGUGAUAUAACCAUACAUAAACGUUUUCUGAAGGAUGGGAAAGCAACCAUAUAUCUGAAAGACUACAAAGUUCAGUUGCUGUUAUCCAAUUGCCCCCCUAGUAAACUUGCAUAUUUUCUCAAAAUCCUUUCAGCAAAGCUGCAGUGUUUGAAAAAUGAAGGAAAAGUGAAAGCUCGGCAGAAGCUGCUUUCUGAUAAACCCAAAUGUUUGGAACAGAUCAGUCCACUGACUUCUAAGGAUAUAAGCACUCUACAGAAUAUUUCCAAGCAGAAAGAGAACAUUCCACUUGGUCUUGAAACUCCAAAAAGAUUAGGGAAAAGAAAAAGAGAACAAAUGAACUAUGAAGAAGAAUCCCCACAAAAACAUGUUGCUGUACAGAAGUACUUGAAUGUAGUUCAGUUAACCACUGAGCAGAAGCAUGUACUGAAAGCUGUGAUGAGUGGAAAAAAUCUGUUUUUCACAGGCAGUGCAGGCACAGGUAAAUCCUACCUGCUGAAACGAAUCAUUAGUGCUCUCCCUCCCAACCAUACGGUUGCCACAGCCAGCACUGGGAUAGCAGCUUGUCAGAUUGGAGGAAUAACUUUACAUUCUUUUGCCGGAAUUGGAUCUGGAAGUUAUUCUUUAGAACAAUGCAUUAAACAAGCUCAACGUAAAGAAGUUGCUCAGCAGUGGAGAAGAUGUCAGCAUCUUGUUGUUGAUGAAAUAUCUAUGGUAGAUGGAACAUACUUUCAGAAACUUGAGAAGGUCGCUAGAGUCGUUCGUAAUAAUGACAAACCAUUUGGGGGGAUUCAAUUAAUCCUUUGUGGAGAUUUCUUGCAACUUCCACCAGUCUCCAAAAGUAAUGAGAAUCGUUUGUUUUGUUUCCAGACUUCAGCAUGGAAAAAAUGUAUCCAGAUUAAUAUGGAAUUGACACAAGUGAAAAGACAGAAGGAUCUUAGGUUUAUUAACAUUCUAAACAGUAUUCGGCUCGGAAGAUGUCCAGAUACCAUAGCCAAGAUUUUAGCAUCUUCCUCUGACCACCAGAUUGAACAAAAUGGUAUUAAAGCAACAAGACUCUGUACUCAUAAGGAAGAUGUAGAUUAUAUUAAUAGAUCUCAGCUUCAAGAUCUUCCAGGAAAUUCCAAGGUCUUCAAAGCUACAGAUAGCGAUCCCUCUCUUUCACAGCUAAUGGACAAACACUGUCCAGUGUCAACCUCAAUAGAACUAAAACAAGACACCCAAAUAAUGCUUACAAAAAACUUGGAUGUUCAACGUGGGCUCGUGAAUGGAGCAAGGGGAGUCAUUGUUGGGUUUGAAAACAAUGUAGAAGGCCUUCCAGUUAUUAAAUUUGUGAGUGGGGCAAAGGAAACUAUUCGCUAUGAGAAGUGGACUAUUAAGGCCGGAAGUGGAAUCUAUAUAUCCCGCCGACAGUUACCAAUAAAGCUUGCUUGGGCUAUGUCCAUUCAUAAAUCUCAGGGUAUGACACUGGACUGUGUAGAGAUAUCUCUAUCUCGUGUUUUUGAAUGUGGACAAGCAUAUGUAGCUCUUUCUCGUGCUCAAAGAUUAAAUGGACUUAGAAUUAUUGACUUUAAUUCUAAAUGUGUGCGUGCAGAUCCUGAUGUCUUGAAGUUUUAUUCCCAACUACAAAAAGAUUGCAUGUUAGUACAAUCACGUUUAGAUAAUCACUUCAGACUUUAAAAAUAAAAUACAUACAUGCACAUAUAAUAAGCUUUAAACCAAGUUCAUCACUGAAAAAUGAUUGAUUGUGUUUGAACCACUUAUUAAAUAUUCAUUAACAUUUUAGCAAACUUAAUUUACAA